AUGGAAGCGUCAUCUCGCAUGCCCAUUUAUGUGGCUGCUGCUUUCGCAACAGGAGCUAUAUGCACCAUCGCAAUUGAUAGACUCCUUCGCUCUGAGGGACUAAUAAGCCGGACAGUACCUGGAAGCAAAGAUGCAAUGAAUGAACUCUCGAUAGCCAACGGAAUAGAAUACCAUGGGCUCCCAAAGAAACCACAGCCUCCCCCAAUAGUGGACGGCAUUGAAGGAUGCAUCGGAAACACCCCUAUGGUCCGUAUCCGAUCUCUAUCAGAGGCGACAGGAUGUGAGAUACUAGCGAAAGCAGAGUUUUUGAAUGGCGCUGGAGGGAGUCCUAAGGACCGCGUUGCGUUAAGUAUGAUACAGGAGGCUGAAGCGAAUAGCCUUCUUACUCCAUUUGUGGGAGAUGCUAUCUAUGAAGGCACUGUAGGAUCUACAGGAAUAUCCCUUGCCACCCUAGCAAGAGCAAGAGGAUACCUAGCACAUAUUUGCAUGCCAUCGGAUCAAUCGACAGAAAAAUCAAACCUGCUCCUUAAACUGGGGGCGGUCGUUGACAGAGUUACCCCGGCUCCCAUUGUAGAAACCGGCCACUUUGUCAACAGGGCUAGGAGUCUGGCGCAUUCCCACGGACAGGCGGAACAACCUUCGCGUGAAUCUUCGCCAUUCGAAAAGCCAAAUAUAGAGGCCAUGGCCUCGGAUGCUGCUGCUAAACAAAGCCGGGGUUUCUUUGCAGACCAGUUUGAGAAUUCUGCCAACUGGCAAGCCCAUUAUCGAACGACAGGACCAGAAAUCUAUGUACAGUGCGAGGGUAAGCUGGACGCAUUUGUUGCCGGCGCUGGAACGGGAGGUACCAUUUCUGGAGUUGCACGGUAUCUGAAACCUCGAGUCUCGAACAUGACCGUCGUCCUUGCGGACCCUCAAGGCAGUGGACUGUAUAACAGAGUCCGCUACGGCGUGAUGUUCGACACAAAAGAAAGGGAAGGUACAAGGAGGAGGCAGCAAGUCGACUCUAUUGUGGAAGGAAUAGGGAUUAAUCGGGUCACUGCAAAUUUUGAAGCUGGCCGAGAGCUAGUGGAUGACGCUGUAAGAGUCACUGAUGCACAAGCCGUUGCAAUGGCACGUUGGCUGGUGGAGAAGGAUGGUAUAUUCAUUGGCAGCAGCAGUGCUGUAAAUUGUUUUGCUGCCGUUAAAACGGCUCUAAAGCUAGGCCCUGGCCAUAGAGUUGUGACAAUCCUCUGUGAUUCUGGAACCAGACAUUUGUCAAAGUUCUGGGCAGAGGCAGGCAACGUUGGAGGAGCCGUCGGCACUAAGCUUGAGGACGUUCUUAAUGCUAAGGAGUGA
Trichophyton rubrum CBS 118892 is the source of this 1335-nucleotide messenger RNA. RefSeq lists its product as uncharacterized. The record is from RefSeq and is a predicted model, not a curated record. Gene Ontology annotation, molecular function: cysteine synthase activity. NCBI's taxonomy places the organism in Eukaryota, Fungi, Ascomycota, Eurotiomycetes, Onygenales, Arthrodermataceae. Gene Ontology annotation, cellular component: cytoplasm. Bases 1 to 1335 code for a protein of 444 amino acids. The transcript is spliced from 5 exons.